AUGUCAUCAGAAAAAGGUGUCUUGGCCGAGGACCACCUCGACCACGAUAAAAAGAACCAGGACAUAUCAUCGCAAAUCAACUCCGCCGAUGCCCUGGAAGUGUGGACCCCCUCCAACGAAGAAGAGGACCCCGACCACCUCGCCCCGACCCCUGAGGAAAUGAAGACGUUGAGACACGUCUCGGAAAAGAUCCCCCUUUCGUGUUGGCUCGUGGCCGUCGUCGAGCUUGCCGAGCGGUUUGCCUACUAUGGGUUGUCGACCCCGUUCCAGAACUACAUGCAGAACGGGCCCAACGACAAGCCCAAGGGGAUGUUGGAACUUAACCAGCAGGGGGCGACCGCGUUGUCGUACUUUUUCCAGUUCUGGUGUUACGUCACUCCCAUCUUGGGGGGCUACUUGUCCGACACCUUUUUCGGUAAGUACUGGACGAUUAUGGGUUCCGCCAUCGUCUACAUCGUCGGGAUCUUGAUUUUGUUCGUCACCUCGAUCCCCUCGAUCACCUCGAGAAACACUGCUCUCGGUGGUUACGCCGCCGCCCUUGUCAUCAUCGGGUUGGGUACCGGGGGUGUCAAGGCGAACGUGUCGCCGUUGAUUGCCGACCAGAUCCCCAGAACCAAGGCGAGAAUCCACACCACCAAGAAGGGCGAGAGAAUCAUCAUCGACCCCAACAUCACCAUGCAGAACGUGUUCAUGAUCUUCUACAUGAUGAUCAACGUCGGGUCGUUGUCGGUGGUCGCCACCACUUUCUUGGAACACUAUGUCGGCUUCUGGGCCGCCUACUUGUUGCCCUUCUGCUUCUUCUUCAUUGGUGUCGCCGCGUUGAUCUUGGGUAAGAACGUCUACACCCACAUCCCCGUCUCCGACAGAAUUGUCGAGAAGACGUUCAGAAUUGCCUUCAUCGCCGUCAAGAACAAGUUCAACUUGGACGCCGCCAAGCCGUCGACCCACCCGGAAAAGAACUACCCGUGGGACGACCACUUGGUCGACGAGCUUAAGCGUGCCGUGUACGCGUGUAAGGUGUUCAUCUACUACCCCAUCUACUGGUUGGUGUACGGGCAGAUGACCAACAACUUCGUGUCGAUGGCGGGGCAAAUGGACACCCACGCCAUCCCCAACGAUGUCAUGCAGGUGUGGAACUCGGUUGCCAUCAUCAUCUUCAUCCCCGUCUGUGAACGGAUCGUGUACCCCUUCGUGCGGAGAUUCACCCCGUUGAAGCCGAUCACUAAGAUCUUCUGGGGGUUCAUGUGGGCCACCAGUUCGAUGAUCUACGCCGCCGUCUUGCAACACUUCAUCUACAAGGCUGGCCCCUGUUAUGAUAACCCCGGUGGCUGCCCUGGCCACGAAAACGAGCCCAACAACAUCCACGUCGCCAUCCAGGCCCCCGCAUACGCCCUCAUGGCCCUCUCGGAAAUCUUCGCCUCGAUCACUGGGUUGGAAUACGCUUACACUAAGGCCCCCGUGAGAAUGAAGUCGUUCAUCAUGUCGUUGUUCUUGGUCACCAACGCCGUCGGUGCCGCCAUCGGUAUCGCGUUGUCGUCGGUGUCGAAGAACCCCAAGUUGGUGUGGUUGUUCACCGGGUUGGCGUGCUCGUGUUUCCUCGCCGGGAUCGGUUUCUGGAUCUGCUUCCACAAGUACAACGACAAGGAAGAAGAACUCAACGACUUGGACGUCAACGACGACCACUCCAUCAUCGACAUCGCCCCCAUCCCCUCUCAAGCUCAUUCGGGAAAGAGCUUGGCCUAA
Diutina rugosa is the source of this 1743-nucleotide messenger RNA. RefSeq names its product Ptr22p (gene PTR22). Gene Ontology annotation, molecular function: tripeptide transmembrane transporter activity; dipeptide transmembrane transporter activity. NCBI's taxonomy places the organism in Eukaryota, Fungi, Ascomycota, Pichiomycetes, Serinales, Debaryomycetaceae. Gene Ontology annotation, biological process: oligopeptide transport; transmembrane transport. The transcript has a single exon. Gene Ontology annotation, cellular component: plasma membrane; fungal-type vacuole. Bases 1 to 1743 code for a protein of 580 amino acids. The record is from RefSeq and is a predicted model, not a curated record.